This is a messenger RNA of Cooperia oncophora, 2289 nucleotides long. Lineage: Eukaryota; Metazoa; Nematoda; Chromadorea; Rhabditida; Trichostrongylidae. The record is from the annotation of a GenBank genome assembly.
AUGUCUCGGAAGCGCGAGCAUGCCGUCGAUUGUGAGAUGGGUAAACGGGGUGUGUGGUUAGUUAAGGUGCCAAGGUAUCUAUCUGAUCUAUGGGAGGCAAAUGCAGGUACAGAUGUGGGUCGGCUAGUUAUACAAAAUAGUACAAACCCGAAAGGAGAUGUGAAAUUGAAAUCCCGUCCUGGCCUAGUUUUGCCGCAGUCUGUCUCCUCGACCUUGAAAGGUCCUGCGAAAAUUCCCGAUGAACAUUCCUUUAUUCUCGGUGACGUGCUCAACCAGACAAUGGCUGUACUUGCAGAAGAUAAGACUGGCCUGAACGAGGAAGCAGAAAUCAAGCCGGGGCGUCUUUCCAUAGAGGGACGAGUAGUGAAACGAGCCGAGUGUCGCCCUCCAGCGUCAAGCAGCUAUUUGAAAAUGAAAAUUGCUCAAAUCUCUAGUAGUGGCCAACCAAAGAAACAAGUAUUACAGAUGGAGAAGGCUGCCGUCAAAUUCAAACCUGUCGCCGCUCACGCUGAGGAUAUGAUGAGAAUCAAACAGAAGAAAGAAGGAGCAAAGACAGUGCGAGCAGAUCGUAAUGUGCUCAUGCAAGCUCUGUUCCACGCUUUUGAAAAACAUCAGUACUAUAGGUUGCAAGACUUGCAGCAAUUAACACAGCAACCUGCUGGAUAUGUGAAAGAGCUUCUGACGGAGAUAGCUGUGUACAAUACUGCUCCACCUCAUAAAAGCAUGUGGGAGCUGAAGCCAGAGUAUCGCCGUCAUAUGCUGAAGCAUGCAACACCUUCAUGCAUGAUAUACCUUAGAGCAGGACACAUACCUCAUCUGACAUGGGAUGUUGCACUGAAAUGCUUAAAGUUUAACCAGACUCCAGUCUAUCAGUUUACGUUGCCGGCUCUGUUUGACUCCCUAAAAGUGGUACAAAAGUUUGGAAAAGGAGCUCCAGCGUUCUGUGGAGUACCGAAAAAUUCAGCAGUUCAUCUUCAAAUACGUGAUCCUCUGGGUGAAACGAGAUCUGGAUUCAAUGAUACCAAAUCUAUCGCCAUUUUUACAAAAGGAGGGAAGAGAAUGUUGGAUCCUCGGUUGUACCGCGAGAUUGUCCGAAACUUCAUGUGCGAUUCUUUUGACACUAUACUGGAUUAUGACGCACCUCGAGGUUCACUAAACAAACGACUUUCGAAAGGAAUAGAUCGAACGAGGACGUUCUUCGAAUUGUUGGCGGAUCACGAUGAGACUCCUGAGGGAGCUGUGAUUGUGUCGUUAGGCGGUGGAUUCAGUGAUUAUUAUCGCAGAAAGUGUGCUGUGGAUAUCGGUCUCAACAAAAGAUGUGAUGGGUACUCGGUCGAUUUGCAAGAAUUCACACAUGGCAACGAAGUUGAUAAAGACGAACUGAAAAAACUCAUUGAAGAGACAUUCGGUCCUCUGCCACCCACACGGUUACGGUUCGUAGCUGGAGCUUUCGACCCAGCCAUGGUAUUGUAUCUUGUUCGGCUCGGAUUCGAUUAUUUCGAUUCGUCAUACGCCGUCAAGAUUUCUGAAGAGGGUCCUCUGCCACCCACACGGUUACGGUUCGUAGCUGGAGCUUUCGACCCAGCCAUGGUAUUGUAUCUUGUUCGGCUCGGAUUCGAUUAUUUCGAUUCGUCAUACGCCGUCAAGAUUUCUGAAGAGGCAAAAUGUCUUCGCUUAGCUGAUGAUUACCCACAUUCGUCGGACUUCGAGCUGUUGGAUUUCAAUGAUGACAAAUAUGCAGACGACUACGCAAAGGUGUUUGAUUCUUGUGAUUGCUAUACAUGCAAAAACUAUACUCGGAUGUAUCUUCGGCAUUUAACCAAUACAAAGGAGUUACUGGGUCCCAUAUUACUGGUUAUCAAAAAAAUGGAGAUACCCGAUGACCGGGUUCGAAUGGAUCGUCGAUAUGAUUGGGUGGGACCACCACACCCGAUUUCGAAAAUCAGGCCCAUCAAACUGAGAAGAGUUGACAAUGAAUCCGAUUUAGAGCGAGACUAUCGUCUGGCACGGGAAGAGCUGAACAGGUGGAGCUCAUCGUUCUGGGAGAAACACAACACGUUAUUUGAUAUGAAGAAGAUUGAGUUCAUUCAAAAACGUAAAAAGGAGAUCGGCCGAGUAGAGCAGAUAUCUGCGAAUGAUUUAUCUGUAUUCUAUAAAGAGUUCCUUGAUUUCGAGUACGCAAACCUGAUGGCUUACAACAAAGAGUGGUACUAUCGCAACCUUGCGCUGUGUUGGCCAGCUCUCAAGGUGAAUGUGGUUCGAUUUAUGCGGCUGUUGAAGAGAUCAUGA